AUGGCUUCCAGCAUCAUUGUUGAGCUGAUUAAUUUGCCUAAUGGCGACAUAGUGCUUGAACAGGAAAACUAUAAUUCUGGCCUCGAAACCACUGUUGACCGAUUGUGGCUUGGCUUUUGCUGCGUCCAGAGCAAGUGGCUUGUACCUGGACUUUUUGCUGUUGGAAUACUAUGUAGGCAUGAUGCAGAAGCUAUGUGGGCUGCCGUGGGGUAUUUGGCGAAUACUAUGCUCGCUAUCAUGAUCAAACGAAUACUGACUCAAGAGAGACGUGCUGCCUCUGGUGUCUCAGUGCCGUCUUUGCAUGCGCAAUCUAUCUUCUACAUUGUUAUAUUUGCCAUUUCUUCAGUUGUGCAUUCUCUAGGGAUAAAUGUGAUAACGCUGACCAUGAGUGGAUUUGCCUUGGCAUUUAGCUCAUAUCUUUCAUGGAUACCAGUCUCACAUCGACUUCAUACUCUGAGCCAAGUGAUUGUGGGUGGUACCCUUGGGACCAUUUUCUCCAUUCUAUGGUACUGGUCAUGGAAUGUCGCUGUGCACGAACCAUAUGUAUUUCGACUUCUGGGUUCAAAUAGUUAG
Molecule: messenger RNA, 573 nt
Organism: Rosa chinensis
Lineage: Eukaryota; Viridiplantae; Streptophyta; Magnoliopsida; Rosales; Rosaceae
Product: lipid phosphate phosphatase epsilon 2, chloroplastic
Exons: 4
Coding region: 1-573 (190 amino acids)
Biological process (GO): protein N-linked glycosylation; lipid biosynthetic process
Cellular component (GO): endoplasmic reticulum membrane; intracellular membrane-bounded organelle
Molecular function (GO): dolichyldiphosphatase activity
Source: RefSeq, a predicted model, not a curated record